AUGACCCAUCCUCUAUCAAAGAAAAGCAAGUCGACGUCUAGAAAGCGAUGUCAUUCGUCAACAUCAUCAUCAGCUUCAUCGGGUUCGCCACUUGUCUCUGUAUUUUCCAACCCUUCCUCUUCCGACUCCAGUUCGUCUUCCAUGUCUCCUGUUCGAAUACAGGAUGUGAGCAAACGACAAAAAUCUGUUACGGAUAAGCUCGUGUCUACCGCACCUUUUACCUCUCCUGGAACCAUUCCUGCCCGCUUAUCCAGCAGUCAGCGUAACGUUCCCGCAUUCCUGAACAAACUUUACACCAUGGUCGACGAUCCAAGUACCAAUGAUCUGAUCCGCUGGUCUCCGGAUGGCGCGUCAUUCAUAGUGGAAAGACAUCAAGAGUUUGCACAAGCGGUAUUACCGCGAUACUACAAACACAACACGUUUACUUCGUUUGUACGCCAAUUGAACAUGUACGAUUUUCACAAGGUGCCUCAUCUUCAGCAGGGUGUGUUGAUCACCGACCAGCAGCACGAAGUUUGGGAAUUCAGUAACCCACACUUUCAGAGAAAUCGAUCGGAUUUACUGGUCUUGGUGACGCGUAAACGAAACCGAGAGAAUGAACUCGCCGAGAUCGACAACCUGAGUCUCACCACCGUAGUCAAAGACAUAUCGGCUAUUCAAAAGAAUCAAACCACCAUCAAUUCCGAUUUACACGACCUGCACCGCGACAAUGAAAUCCUCUGGCAAGAAACACUCGUGGCAAGAGAGAGGUACCACCGCCAUCAAGACGCCAUGGAAAAAAUUGUACACUUUCUCAACUCUGUCUACUCAAAGGAAGCACCGAGUCUGGAGGAUCUGAAUAAAAUGGUAUUUCCAUUGCAAGACAAACCAUCUUUCAAUGCUCUCGGUGAUUCCGUGGCUUCCUCAAGCAAACACAUUACCUACGCAAAACCUCACCCAACGUCCGCCUCUUCCUCAUCAUCAGGAGUAGAAUAUGGCGCUAAUUCAGGUAGCAGUCGAGAUACAGCAGCCCAGACGACAGAAACGAACAUGGCUACUGGAUUCCCUUCCAGCAAAACGUACGACCAUAUCCAACGAACGCAACCUCUUGCUACGCCAGAUUAUAUGUAUUCAUACAAAUCUCAUCAAGAGCCUCCAAUGGCACCGUCUUUUCAAAAAUCAGCAACACAUGCUUCAUCCAUUCAACCCUACACGGUGGUUUCGGGUAUCUCCGAUGUGCUUGACUUUGCCACUGAUUCCGCGCAAGCCAUUUCGAGCGACAUAAAUGCUCUCGAGAACGAUGUGGAACAAUUGGCAGAUACCUUGGGUAUAAGCUCUCACGAUAUGGGCAACGAAACAUAUUAUCCAAUGGAUCUAUUGCCAUCCGAGGUCAAUGACACAGAUACUGGGGCUCCGUUUCACCACUCGUUGAUGCAAUCCUCUUUUAAUGAUAAUCACGCAAGGAAUGGAUACAACAACAUGGAUACAGAUGACGGGGCAUUCUAUCCAAAUAUGUUGUCGUCGGAAGGCGGUCCGGAAUCGCUGAGAUCGCAAUCAAUGUAUAACCCAAACGACUCGUUGUUACCAUGGGGAAAUCCUCAAAUGUAUCGACCAACCCGCGGCACUCAGUCAUUUCCCCCACCGUCGGUCCCGCCAUCCACUCCUUUGGAGGAAAUGUCGACCAGCCCGUCCUUUAUAUCAAGCUCUGACUACAUGUCUAUACCUUGUUCUAAGCCCGUGAGUAACCCAUCCACCAUGAUGCCACCAUCAGUACCACAUGCACACGGUGGAGGAGGACCUGAUGCUCAUCCGUACGAUCCUCAAUUUAUCAAUUAUGGUCUGAAUGAUCGUUCUGCACCAUCUCAAAGUAGGAAAAACCCUCAUUCUUAA
Radiomyces spectabilis is the source of this 1869-nucleotide messenger RNA. RefSeq lists its product as uncharacterized. Gene Ontology annotation, biological process: regulation of DNA-templated transcription. The transcript is spliced from 5 exons. The coding region runs from base 1 to 1869 and encodes 622 amino acids. NCBI's taxonomy places the organism in Eukaryota, Fungi, Mucoromycota, Mucoromycetes, Mucorales, Radiomycetaceae. Gene Ontology annotation, molecular function: DNA-binding transcription factor activity; sequence-specific DNA binding. The record is from RefSeq and is a predicted model, not a curated record.